Messenger RNA from Ahaetulla prasina, 4516 nucleotides. RefSeq names its product GNAS complex locus (gene GNAS). The record is from RefSeq and is a predicted model, not a curated record. Bases 1455 to 2594 code for a protein of 379 amino acids. Gene Ontology annotation, cellular component: heterotrimeric G-protein complex. NCBI's taxonomy places the organism in Eukaryota, Metazoa, Chordata, Lepidosauria, Squamata, Colubridae. Gene Ontology annotation, molecular function: G-protein beta/gamma-subunit complex binding; insulin-like growth factor receptor binding; D1 dopamine receptor binding. The transcript has 12 exons. Gene Ontology annotation, biological process: sensory perception of chemical stimulus; adenylate cyclase-activating dopamine receptor signaling pathway.
CUCCCCUGCCUCGCUCGGUUUUAAUAUUAAAAUCACCGCCUCCCCCCCCCCACCUCACCCGCUCGCCCUCCUCGGCGGGGAAAUGCAGGGAAAGAGGAAGGGAAAUUAAAUAGGGAGUGGGGAGGGGGAGCGCGGAAGGAAAGCUCCCCAUAGGAGAGUUAUUUUUGUUUUUGGGGGAGGAGAUCCACACUGCGUUUUCCUCUCGGCUGCCUCUUUCCUCCUCCUCCUUCUUCCCUCCCCCCUCUCCCGUCCCCUUUUACCCCUCGUCUCCCCGCAUUUGCCGGAGAGGCGAGAGCCGAUCGAGCCGCCUGGAAGCCGAAUGUGAAUAAGCAAAAGGGCGAGGAGGAGGAAGAGGAGGAGGGGGGCCUUGGAUUUGUACAAACCACCAUUAAGGACAGGAAGACGCGCCGCCGCACCGCAGGCUGGAGAGAAGGAGGAAAAAAUCUACCCAGCCCAGCCCGGAACGCAGAAGGGACUCGCCUUCUUUGCUUGCUGCCCGACGCCGCCGCCGCUGCCGCGGAAAGGUUAGCGGUGACCCUUUCGGGCGCUUCACCCACUUUGCAAGAGGCGCCUCGGAAGGGGAAGCCGCAAGGCGGAGGAGACGGGAGAGAAAACGGGCGAUUUUUUUUUAGCCUCCCCCCAAAAACAACAACAACAACAACAACAAAAAAAAGGGCCAGCCAAAGAAGAGAGACGUUGCUAGAGCUUCGGUGCCCGGAGUUGGGAGGGUCUCUUCUUCCCCUCCCCCGGCUUUCUGGAGCUUGCCGCUGCUGUCGCCUCGUUCCUGAAGGAUUAUAUGUAAAGUGAAGAAGGAGAGAAAGAAAGAAAAAGGACAAUUUUGCUUUUUAAUUCCGUUCCCCACCACCACCGGCGGAGGUGGCGUGGAAGCUGGAGAUAUUUAAAGGCAAACCCACCCAGAUUUGGUGGUGGCUCUCCCUGCGGGGUUUGGCGGGGGGGGGAGAAGAAGGAGGAAAAGGGAAGCCAAUUUUUAACCCGUGAUCCUUCCCCCUUCGGGUGGCUGCCGACCUCCCGACGUUCCCGGCCUCCCCCCCUCCCUAAUUGCCUUCCCCCCUUUUUUUUGGUGUGUGUUUGUGUGUGUGCGCGCUUUUUUUUUAAUUGGGGGGGGGAGGAAAAAUCUGCAUUGCGAGCGGAUCUGGCGGCGGUGUUAGGGGAGAAGGAGGCGAAGGCCCGGCUUGAGCAGUAGCAAAGUCAUCGCUCUCUCUACACCCCCCCACCCCAACCCCCCCAAUCCCUUCCCCCGGCCCCCACCCCGUUGUAGGCUCCGGGUUCUCCAUGCCUUUGGGUAGCGACAGCUGCGCGUGAAAAAAAUUAAUAUUGAACGGGGGGCCAAGGAGACUCGCCGCCUCGCCCGCCACCCCCGAUCGCUUCCUGCUUCCCCCUCCUUUUCCCCUUUCCCCUUCCCCUUCCCUCCCCCUCCACUGCAACCCCCCAAGAUGGGCUGUUUAGGGAACAGCAAGACUGAGGAUCAGCGCAACGAGGAGAAAGCGCAGCGAGAGGCCAACAAGAAGAUCGAGAAGCAGCUGCAGAAGGACAAACAGGUCUAUAGGGCCACGCACAGGCUCCUCUUGCUGGGUGCUGGUGAAUCUGGUAAAAGCACAAUUGUCAAGCAAAUGCGGAUCUUGCACGUCAAUGGAUUUAAUGCAGAGGAGAAAAAAAUGAAAAUUCAAGAUAUUAAAAAUAAUAUUAAAGAAGCUAUAGAGACAAUAGUAACAGCGAUGGGAAACCUGGCACCACCAGUUGAACUAGCUAAUGCAGAGAAUCAGUUUCGGAUUGAUUAUAUAUUAAACUUAGCAAAUCAGAUAGAUUUUGACUUCCCACCAGAAUUCUAUGAACAUACAAAAACACUUUGGCAAGAUGAAGGUGUGAAAGCGUGCUAUGAAAGAUCUAAUGAAUAUCAAUUGAUUGACUGUGCUCAGUAUUUCCUAGACAAGAUUGACAUAGUCAAGCAAAAUGAAUAUACACCGUCUGACCAGGACCUUCUUAGAUGCAGAGUUCUGACAUCAGGAAUAUUUGAAACCAAGUUUCAAGUCGACAAAGUAAAUUUCCAUAUGUUUGAUGUUGGUGGGCAAAGAGAUGAACGUCGAAAAUGGAUCCAGUGUUUCAAUGAUGUAACUGCUAUAAUAUUUGUGGUAGCCAGCAGUAGCUAUAACAUGGUUAUACGAGAAGACAAUCAGACCAACCGGCUUCAAGAAGCAUUAAACCUCUUCAAAAGUAUCUGGAACAACAGGUGGCUACGGACCAUUUCAGUUAUUCUUUUUCUGAACAAACAAGAUCUGCUAGCAGAGAAAGUUUUGGCAGGCAAAUCAAAAAUUGAAGAUUACUUUCCAGAAUUUGCUCGUUACACAACCCCAGAAGAUGCAACACCAGAACCUGGCGAGGAUCCUAGAGUUACAAGGGCCAAGUAUUUUAUUAGAGAUGAAUUUCUUAGAAUCAGCACAGCCAGUGGAGACGGACGGCAUUACUGCUACCCUCACUUCACCUGCGCCGUAGAUACAGAAAACAUUCGGAGGGUUUUCAAUGACUGUCGGGACAUUAUUCAAAGGAUGCAUCUUCGCCAAUAUGAGUUGUUGUGAUAGAGCGCACUUUUUCCUCUGUUUUGGACUCCUUGUUCCUUACUAAAAAGAAAAGAAAAAAAAAACCUGGCCCACAUAACGUGGAAGAGAACUGUUGCAGACUCUCUCUCUCUGAUUUGCAUCCUUCAGUCUUUUUUCCUUGCUGGACAAAGAGCAGCCUUUCUGUCUUGUUUCACUCCCUUGGAACGGAGAAAUAGUCCCCCCCGCGCAAAAAAAAAAAAAAAAGGCUAUUUCUGCAGCCAGGGUGAGGUUUUUCUCUUUAACAUGGCCCUUAACGAAACAAAACCCAAACAAUGCAAAACAAAAGAAUUAACGGGCCGAAGGGUCAAGCACCUGAGAAGAUUUGGGAUUUCAAUUAAAUAUUUAAAAGCAAACAAAAAAAAAAACAUACACACACACACACAAAAAGAGGGAGAACUUUAGAUAAUCAUUACUGUUGUGGGCAUGAUCAUUUAUCCCAUGAUUUCAACUGUAUCCAUUCACCGCGUCCAACUAAGGAAGGUGCCAAGUUCUAAGGGCAGCCGCUUCGGUUUGGGUUUUUUUGCCUCUGAAUGUGACUUUUGAGUGGAAAUACUGACAUUUCUACAAUGGCAAACCUAGACAGUAGAAAACCAACUGCUACCUUCAGAAAAGUGUUGCUGAACCGUGAUGUCCUGAUUAUCAGGGACAGUGCAAAAUGAACUGCAUUCUAGCCUGUGAUUGCAGAAAGAUUUAACCACACACUGUUUUCAGUUUGUCCACUGUCGAUCCUAUCUUUUUAUUUUAUAUAUAUAUAUAUAAAUAUAUAUAUUAAAAAAAUCUUUAUAUAUAUAUAAAAUCUUCCUUUUCCUGUUCCCCUGUCUUUCCCCUUCUUCUAUUUCCUCUUAUCCUCUUUCCAUGCUUUCUUUCUUUUUUUUUUUCCACCACUCCCCUAGUUUUUAUUUUACUGCUGGAUUAUUAUUCUUGUACAGACUGUAAAAUGUAUUAUUUUGUACAACUUUAUUGAAAAAAAAAAUAACUUGUAGAAGAUCUUUGUGCCUUGAUUAUGGCUGUACCUGUGCAAUGAGCUAAGAUGUAAGUAUGUUUGAUUGCGCUGUACAGCUUUGUCAAAUCUUUCAGCAGCAUUCGCUCAAGGUAGGGAAAAAUUUAUCUGUAGUUUAGGGAUUUUUUUUUCCUGGUUUAUAAAAGGAGGGGGUGGGGAAUACUGUUUAGUAUAUAAAAAAAAAAGUACAAAUCGUGCAAACUUAACCACUUUAAAAGUGAGUUCUACAACAAGCGAGCAGAUGUUUCAGCAUCAUGCUUUUUAAUUUUUAGCUUUAAUUCAUUUAAAUCUCUAUCCAAAUGCAAAACAUGGCUUGUUUCUACAUAAACCAAAUUUUGCUACAAAUUAUCAAUGUUAGUCUUUGUCAUUCAUAGUAUUUUUUUUUUGUGCAAAAAGAUAAAAACAGAACAAAAAAAUCAAUAUUAUAGGCACUGCACAGGCCUAGAGGCUGUCUUCAUGCUGGGUCUAAGACUUUUCCACCCAACGCUAACUCCUCUAACAGGCAUAAUGAUAAAAUGUACCUUGCCCCUAGAUCUGGUCACUGAAUUUCAGUUUCAAAUGACAUUUUACUUCUCUUUUAAUAAAGAGAUAACUUAAAACAUUGUUUUAUAUAUUAACUAUAUAAGUAGCUUAAAGUGGAGACGUGUGGAUUUUUUUUUCUUAAACUUGAAUAAUUUAUGCAAAUUAUAUGCUUAGGACAACAUGUGGUACAGUUUUUAAAAAAAAGCAAAAAUCACUGUAGCAAUAAGACAGCAUGUAAUUUUAGUAACUAUUACACUGCUUUAUAUUUUAUACUUAGGUGUUUCAUGUCUUUGUGAGAUAUUACUUUUUCAUGUGUCUAAACCUACCUGUACAAAUUUGUACAAAGUCUAAAAUUACAGCUAUAAUAACACGUCUAGAA